Messenger RNA from Cantharellus anzutake, 1466 nucleotides. RefSeq lists its product as uncharacterized. The coding region runs from base 325 to 1242 and encodes 305 amino acids. The transcript has 3 exons. The record is from RefSeq and is a predicted model, not a curated record. Lineage: Eukaryota; Fungi; Basidiomycota; Agaricomycetes; Cantharellales; Hydnaceae.
AGCCACGACUUUAUUAUUAUGACUGUUUUUAUGCAUACAACCAGCCAUAGUACAACCAAAACUGUUGUCCGUGGAUGAGCAUUCGGAGACGGAUCUGCUGCACAUUAGUGGCAUCAUUUGGUCUGAUCACUACCGACGCCACUCCGAGCCCCGUCAACAUCCUAAUACUUUUAUAUAAACCCCGACUUUCUUAACCCAGACCCCUAUUAUUCAUCGCUCAGCAGCUCCUGACUCACCACCUUCAAACAAUACCUACACUCGCGUCCCCCCUUGGGAAUUUCAGGCCUUGAAAGCAUCCUGUGCACCUUAAGAUUUUUUUUUAUCAUGUCAAAUGUGCACCAUGGAGAUGCGUCCUUCUUCCGGCCGGACAAGUAUCCAGGCGCCCAUUACGUCGUAACGUCAAGUAGAGCGAUUGACAGGAGAACAGGGAAGAUGAUUUCCGAGACACAUGCGCCGAUUCACAUUUCUCCUGUCAUAGAUGCUUCUGGGAAUGUCGUGUCCCACACUGUACAAUCGAGUGAUCCUCACGAGGAUCCCGAGCGUCUCGCAUUCUUCAGACACGUCGUAAACUCCCCUUCAAGCAGUAGAAGGGUCACCUUUGAAGCACCGAAGAGAACAUCCCCUUCUUCGCCCCCGUCACGGCCUUCGCGCUCCAAGACUACAUCUUCCUCUCCCUCCAAGUUCCGCAAGUUCACAAGAUGGAUAGCUCGCGUACGGCGAAGGCGGGAAGAAGAAAAAGCUAUUGAACUUAGACGUAAAGAGGACAAGCGCAGGCAAGAUCACAUCGAGCGGAUAGGAUGUAUGACUGCUAUAGCGGCGUACCUGGCGAGGGGCAGAAAAAAGAAAUCGAAGAGAACAGAUAGGGCGAGGGGUAAAGGCUUCUUCCAUAUCAUCCUUGGAUCCAAGUCUUCCCCCCGUCGCCGAUUCUUCCGCAGAAAAAGGCAAAGAGAGGACAGAACCUCCGUUCGGGUCAUCCUUGACCCCAAGUCUUCUCCCCGUCGCCGGUUCUUCCGCAGAAACAGAAUUGAGAGGCAAAGAGAGGACAUAACCCCCGUUCGGGUCACCCUUGAAACCAAGUCAUCCCCCGGCACCGGUUCUUUGGCAGAAAACAGACCGAGGAGAGGACAAACCGAAGAACGGAUAGAAGCCUCGUCCAGGGCAUCCUUGGGUUCAAGUCUUUUCCCCGGUACCGGUUUCGCGCACGGCGGACCAAGUCGUGAUGGAUAUGUCUUCAUGAUUUAGAGGAACAGUGCCAUCUUGAAUACGUGCAAGUAACGGCAGUACUGGCUGUGGGUUUUCGUGAUGACUGUGCAACUUCCGUAGUCCAGUACAUUCAUGAUCAAGUGUCCAAAGGGCGCUACGUGAAAGCUUCCUCUAGCUGCUAUAUCGGAAGCCACGCGUGGUAUCCAAUCCCUAAUGAAUGUAAUUAGUCGAGACAGAAAGUACUAAACUAUGGAUAUCAAGCU